AUGAAUAUAAUUCAAAAAUCACUAUAAGGUCAAACAAAGUUUAGCAGAUUUUUGAAAGUAAAGUAAUUUAAGUAUGAAUUGAAACGCUAUUUUUGAUCUAAUCCAAAUAUAGUGAAUUUAAUAUAUAACACAUGUAACAUGUAGAAUUUCUAAUUAGAUUGAAGAAUAAGAAGGAGCAUAUAUGUUAAUUUUGGCAGAGAACUUCUAGCUUUUAAGGGAAAUCAAGUAAUUAUUCUUUUCUAUUCAAACAAUAUAAUUGCCUCUCAAACUUAUUUUAAUUUUUAAUCAUACAUUUUUUUUGCACCCCCGGUCAUUUUUUUAUCUGGAUUUUUAAGGUAAAUAAACAAAAAAUAAUAAUUAAAAUAAUUUGUUUUCAAAAGAAUCUCUCAUACUCUAGAAAUCGUUAUUGCAGCCAUGACGACCUUUUGUGUAUUACUAAAUAAUAAUUUUUGAAAUCUAGCAAAUCGAUGAUGUUUUUUAAGUCCAUUUAACUUCAGAUUAAGCAAGAGUGAUUGCAAAGAGAUUACCCCCUGGGUUUAGCAUUAAUUUAAGCAGAUAAUCGAAAAGAGAUGUUAAAGUUUACUAAUCAAAUUAUAAAAUUUUAGAAAUUUUAAUAGGAUAUUUCAUCAGAUGAGGAGAAUAAAGUUACAAAAAAAACAUACGUCGCACCUUAUAGAGCUGAAAAUACUGAUGAAAUGAAAAGAUGCUUAACAUUACUUUAAAAAUUAAAAAAACAUUAGUUAGCAGCUCCAUUUUUAAGGAAAUUAGAAAAUGUCAAUUAUCCUUAAGAAUUGGAAUACGUUGACUUAUAAAUUGUUGAAUAGAAUCUCAAAAACAGUACUUAAGAAUUCCAAUUAUUAAUUAGAUGAAUAUCUUACUGCCACGUAAUUUUGGGGUGAUAUAAAGAAAAUUUGGUAAAUGUCCUAUGCCAUGAAUAACAAAGGAACCUAACUUUAUGCUAUGACUCAAGAGUUAGAACAACAUUUCAAUGAGUUAUACAAGGAAAUAGACAAACCUUAUCAACCAAAGCAAGUUGUUGAGCAACCACCAAAACAAGAGAAAUAGAAAAAGCCUCCUGCCAUCUAAUAAACUAAUAGCAAUAGUAAUCACAAUAAUUAAAAUAAUAAGAAACCAAUGUAAAACAUAAAAAUAAUAAUAUUAGAAAACAACCAAGUCUAAUGGAAUAACCUAUGAAUAUGCAAGAAAAAAGAGCUUUAGUAUCGAAUAUUAAUAGUUUGCCUCCAGAGCAUCUUAGGGGUGUUUGGGAAAUAGUAUCAGAUGGGUUAAAGAUCUAAGAAUAAAAUGAUGAAUUAGAAUUUGAUAUUGAUACUUUACCAGUAAAGAAGACAAGAUAGCUGGAGAAAUACGUGAACACAAAAUUAGAAUAUUUGAAAAAACAAUAAAGUAAAAAGGCAGCAGAAGACAAUAAAAAUUAAGAAAAAAAUGAUAGAAUUGUAUAAAUUGAAAACUAUUUUAGGUACAUGCUGCUAAUAAUACGUAUAAUCAUGCUCCAUAGCCAGUUUCACAAUUAAAAUAAACUGACACUGGAGACAGUUCUUUUAGCAGUGAUGCUGAGGAAUCUGUUUGAGUAUUUUUUUUAUUUUUGUUUUUUGAUAAAUUUCAUUAAAAAUUAA
Molecule: messenger RNA, 1634 nt
Organism: Paramecium octaurelia
Lineage: Eukaryota; Ciliophora; Oligohymenophorea; Peniculida; Parameciidae
Source: the annotation of a GenBank genome assembly